AUGGUGGUGCUCGUGAUGAUCAUUGUGAUGAUGUCCUUCGUUGUGAUGCUCGCUGAGUUCCUCGUGGUGGGCGUGGUGUUCGGGGUGGUGUUGCGUUUGGUGCAGCACGACGCUCUAUAUCGCUGGAGUGAUACAGUUGAGGCGGAUCUUCGGGCACUUCAUGCCGAUGACUUGCGAGAAGUGGCGAAGGAUCGGGUAGUUUUUUAUAUACGCAAGCGUGAGGAUGAGGAAGACUCGAAUGACGUCCUAAAUUGUCUAUUUGCUUCUACGUUCCCUAGAAAUGCUGUCGAUUUCAAAUGCCGGUUGCAUUGUGCUCUUAAGACAUAUAACAAGAGCUUUCAAUUUUUGAUUAUAAGUGCGUACCUAUCAGAAUUUUUUAUUAUAAUUAUUUUUUUAUAUUCUCAGGUCUUUCUUUUCGCCACGCUUCUUGCUGUAGUAGCCGCCCAACACGGACACCACCAUGACCACCACGGUCACGCCUCCUCAUCACAGAGCCUCCACCAGCACCACUCACAUGGCACUGAGAAACAUGUCGAGUACUAUGGUCACCCUAAGUACGAGUUCUCUUACCAAGUGAAGGACCCCCACACACACGACAUCAAGUCCCAGCACGAAACGCGCGACGGUCACGCCGUGCACGGCGAGUACAGCCUGCACCAGCCCGACGGCAGGGUCAGGACUGUCAAGUACCACGCCGACCACAAGACUGGAUUCAACGCCGACGUACACUACGAGGGUCACGCCACACACGCUGUUCCAGUACACCACCAUGACCAUCAUUAAUUCUACGAUAUCUAAAUAGUACCGAUUGUUGAUUUUUUGUUUGUAAUGACGUUUAUAUUUUUUUUUUGAAUGUAAUGUAACGUAUUAUCGUAUUAAACUAUAAAAUUCCGAAUAUAAAGUUAAUGCAUCUCUUCUCCGUUUAUCCCUGCAAAAUUAUCGAGUACUUACCUACUUUGCUUUGAUGAGUACCUGUAAUCACUUAGAGAUUUAAGAGUUAGUACAGCUGUAGAGAAACACACAAUAGCAGAGGUUUCCAAUUUAUUGAAUAUUUUUAAGCCUUCUUUGCAAACACUGAUUGCACACAACGAGAUUCUUUCUAUCAGAAGGAGUUUUCAGAAAGACGCCGAACUGCACCCUUUACAUUCAAGCUUCCACUGAAAAUUGCCACCGAUAACGAACAACAACAUUUUAGUGUUUCUAAAUAGAACAACAACAACGCACAAAACGUCUGUACAAGCACUUGA
Molecule: messenger RNA, 1247 nt
Organism: Trichoplusia ni (cabbage looper)
Lineage: Eukaryota; Metazoa; Arthropoda; Insecta; Lepidoptera; Noctuidae
Exons: 6
Coding region: 1-783 (260 amino acids)
Cellular component (GO): extracellular matrix
Source: RefSeq, a predicted model, not a curated record